AUGUCUGCUGCUACUUUUACUAGUAUUCCUUCCAUUUCCAAGGUUAAUUCUAUUUCAUCGAAUACUUCUAAUAAGAUAAGAUUGCCUUCUAUUAGUGAAUUAACCAGCAAUAAAAAUAUAUCAAAUUCUCCAAAAUCAACAACAUCUCCAAAUGGUUAUUCUUCUGUUGGUUCUCCGAAUGAAUAUAAUUUCAAGUAUUCAAUUAAACCAUUAUCUAAUGAUUAUAUGUUAACUAAUGCAUCUACAUCUGCAAACGUUCAAAAAUUACCUUCUCCUACCUUACCUUAUGAACAAUCUAAUCAAACUAAUAAUUCUCCAAUGCAUUCUAAUCGACAAUCUCCAACCUAUUAUACUCCUGCUUAUUACUAUCAACAUGCUCCCCCUCAACCUCGUGCCAUGUCAUUUCAAGGUGUUCCUGCUACUGCUAAUGCUUCUAACGGGUCUGCUGCUGCUUAUUUACCGGAAGUGAUUAAUAAACCAACCAAUAAAUGUCAUAGAUGUGGUACUACCGAAACUCCAGAAUGGAGAAGGGGUCCAAACGGUGUUCGUACCUUGUGUAAUGCUUGUGGUUUAUUUCAUGCUAAAUUAGUUAAAAGAAAAGGUGCUGCUUUUGCUGCUGAAGAAGUCUUGAAUAAUAAAGUCUGUAAAGGUAAAAAUGGUCGUAGAAUAUCAAUCAAAAAACAAAUGUUGGAUGAUAAUCAUUUGAGUCGUCCUCAAUACCAAUCUAAUCCAAUAAUGGGUCAUCAACCCCAUAUGUUACCUCCUCAACCUCAUAUGUUACCUCCUCCAAUUAUAAAUCCAGGUUACUCUAGCAUUCCUUUAUCUCAUAAUUAA
Messenger RNA from Hyphopichia burtonii NRRL Y-1933, 834 nucleotides. RefSeq names its product GATA-type transcription factor BRG1 (gene BRG1). The transcript is spliced from 2 exons. Gene Ontology annotation, biological process: regulation of DNA-templated transcription. Gene Ontology annotation, molecular function: sequence-specific DNA binding; zinc ion binding. Bases 1 to 834 code for a protein of 277 amino acids. NCBI's taxonomy places the organism in Eukaryota, Fungi, Ascomycota, Pichiomycetes, Serinales, Debaryomycetaceae. The record is from RefSeq and is a predicted model, not a curated record.